Molecule: messenger RNA, 1940 nt
Organism: Setaria italica (foxtail millet)
Lineage: Eukaryota; Viridiplantae; Streptophyta; Magnoliopsida; Poales; Poaceae
Product: TBC1 domain family member 15
Exons: 11
Coding region: 381-1679 (432 amino acids)
Biological process (GO): activation of GTPase activity
Molecular function (GO): GTPase activator activity
Source: RefSeq, a predicted model, not a curated record
AAAUAAACAAACUAGCAAGAUCUCUAAUUAUUGCGUAGGAGCAUCGAUCAUUCGAUUGGCACAUUCUGUCAACCUGGUAAAACUGAGCAGCUGCCUGUGCAGCUUCGUCUCUGUAUCUCCUCCCUCUCUCCACCUCCUCUCAUCCCCUCCGUGCCCGGCCCAAAUUUAGCCGUUGUAGCUUCCGCCCUCUCUCUCUCUCUCUCUCUCUCUCUCUCUCGGCUCCGAGAAGACGCACGCACACAUCAACAGGCAGAGGAGGGGAGGGAUAACGCUUCCCGAAUCGCUUCCGUUCUUGGCUUCGAUCCUUCCUACCCAGCGCGAGGAGCUUCACUUGAUUGUUGAUCCUCGCAUCUUCCGUUGGUUCCAUCUGGGCAGCCAAGAUGAGGCUCCUGGCGUGCUGCUACAAUGAUCCGGAGAUGCAGAUCGAUCCGGACACCGUCUACCCCAUCCGCCCCGACUGCCGCGAUGACGCGCCCAAGACGCGCUUCAAGCCCCGGCCUGGCCUGACGCUGAGCCCAAAGAGAUGGAAGCUGCUCCACAAUGAGGAAGGUGUCCUGGACAUAGCUGGAAUGAUCAAAAGAGUGCAACGUGGGGGCGUCCACCCAACGAUCAAAGGAGAAGUUUGGGAAUUUUUGCUGGGCUGCUAUGACCCAAAAAGCACUACUGAACAGCGCAACCAAUUGCGACAGCAGCGAAGGUUAGAGUAUGAGAAUCUGAAAACAAAAUGCCGAGAAAUGGACACAACAGUUGGUAGUGGAAGGGUAAUUACUAUGCCUGUAAUAACAGAGGACGGUCAACCUAUCGAAGACCCUAAUUCAGAUAGAGGGGCAAGGCCUUCUUCAGUGGGCUCUGAACAGCAAACAAGUGGAGCAACACUCCCAAAAGAAGUUAUUCAAUGGAAGCUAACUCUACAUCAGAUUGGUCUUGAUGUUAAUCGUACUGAUCGUGUACUAGUGUACUAUGAGAGUCAAGCAAACUUGGCAAGGUUGUGGGACAUUCUUGCAGUGUACUCGUGGGUUGAUAAAGACAUCGGAUAUUGUCAGGGAAUGAGUGAUCUUUGUUCACCAAUAUCAAUCAUUCUGGAACAUGAAGCAGAUGCCUUUUGGUGCUUUGAACGUCUAAUGCGCAGGGUGCGAGGAAAUUUCAUAAGUACUUCUACUUCCAUUGGAGUUCGAGCUCAGCUCACAACCUUGUCAACCAUAAUGAAAUCUGUUGAUCCAAAGCUACAUGAACAUUUAGAACAUCUUGAUGGAGGGGAAUACUUAUUUGCCUUCCGAAUGCUGAUGGUUCUUUUCCGUAGGGAGUUCUCGUUCGUGGACACAAUGUACCUUUGGGAGCUCAUGUGGUCUAUGGAGUACAAUCCAAAUCUUUUUUCAAUGUUGGAGAGUGACAAUGGCACAACCAGGGCAACCACAAAUGAUGAAAGUGUCCUAAGACAGUGUGGAAAGUUUGAGCGGAAAAUUUUGCAAGCAGCUAAGAAAGAAGAGGAGAUCCCUCUAUCCGUCUUUGUUGUUGCUAGUGUUCUGGAGGCUAGAAACAAGAAGUUACUGGGUGAGGCAAAAGGUCUAGACGAUGUUGUCAAGAUUUUAAAUGAAAUCACUGGUAGUCUGGAUGCAAAAAAGGCAUGCAGAGAAGCAUUACAGAUUCAUGAGAAGUACCUAAACACGGUAAAAGCGUAGGACAUGUACAGUUCACUCGGUUGGGUUUUUUUUUGGAUCAGAGAAGCGGCUGUACCACAGAAUUUUUUUCAUUCUUUAUAUGUGGACUGUAAUUCUUUGACCCGCUUGUAAUAUUGCAUUUGCACAAAGGGAAAGGAAAGGAUGAAGAUUUCUUUUGAAAAGAAAACGAAAGAAAAAAUGAAAGAAGGAAGAAAGAAUGCCAAUUUUGUAAAGAUGAGACACAAAAAUGUUUAUUGCACAAUAAAAUCAUCAUGAUUCUUA